This is a messenger RNA of Xenopus tropicalis (tropical clawed frog), 3381 nucleotides long. RefSeq lists its product as uncharacterized. The record is from RefSeq and is a predicted model, not a curated record. Bases 138 to 2420 code for a protein of 760 amino acids. The transcript is spliced from 20 exons. Lineage: Eukaryota; Metazoa; Chordata; Amphibia; Anura; Pipidae.
UCACCCAUUCAGCCACUACUAUAACAGCACAGUCACAAGUGAGACGAGUCACAUGACAGACGCUCAGCCAAUCGGCGCCGAUUUUAUGAAGAGAAACCGAAAACAGCGUCUUGCGCGUCUAAGGCGCUGAAGUCGCCAUGGAGACCGCGGUUAUCGGAAGUGCGUCAUGCACCGGAAGCACAAGGCAGCUGGCGCGAAACUUUGGAAAGGGGAGAGGAGGUUUGAAUAACAUCACCAUCACCAUGAGAACAUCAGGCGAAUUUGCUGCCGAGAGUCAUUCUCCCGAGGAAGCUCAAGGGGAAGAAAGUGUGAUUGUCAUCAGUGACGAGGAAGGAGAGGUCACUCUGGGAUUGGGCAACUCUGUGUUAUUAAUAGAAGAUGGUGGAGAGGACUCUUUCAUUCGGGAUAAGAGACCAGUGGAAGUGCUGGAUGAAGAACUUGCCAUUACAUUCAGCAAACGGGGGAAUGUGAUGCCCCAUGCCAGAUACGACUGCACGGCUUACCCUUUCUCACGUGCUGAGGAAGAAACCCAGGUGCCACUGGAAGAUAAUGAGAAGGCUUGCGCGGAGUGCUAUUGCUAUCUCUGUGAUAAGCUGGCCUCGGAGUGCCCCAAUUGGACGAGCGUUUCUUCCUGCCACUGCAAUGCACACAACAAGAGCAAAUACUGGAAGGAGCAGCGAGACUCCGCUUUGGCUGGGGUGCUAACCAUAUUCAAUCUGGAUCUCACAGAGAUUGACUCAGAGCUUCGGGAAGGAGGGAGUUUGUUGCAGAAUUUUAUUAAUGAAAUGAAUGUUAUAUACAAGAAGUACGUAGAUGGGGAAAUAAUGAAUCGAGAGAGCCUGUAUUCCUGCACGUGCGCGUGCCACCGUAGAAGAACAACCCGGCCAUGCAAUAGCUGCGCAGUGCAUCACACGGGAGCACUCAUUCAUAAUUAUGCUCCAGUGUUUGUGGCAGUCACAGAGUAUUUAGAUAAAGCCGAGCUGCAAAGCCCCAAAACGUCUGUAGUGAUGCAACUGGGGGCAGUCAAAGAGUUGGUCAGCCAUCAAGCGACUCCAAGCCCCCUUGGACUAAAGGUGCCACAUGCGUGCUUGAAAGAAUCAUCAGUGCAGCUAAUGGAUAGGAUUGUAAGAUCUCUCCAGGGGCUUUUCGUUCUCGCAGAUUUCCCAAAGGAACUUUAUGAUAAAUUUGUGAUGUUUUUCCAGUCUCUCACGCUUCCCCCUCACCUGUACGUGUACGUUAAUAGCUUGAACGUCAUCCGCUGGGAUAACUUAUUCUUGACCUCGGUGUUGGCCGGCCAGAAUACAACAGGCCAGCGCACUAACAAAGGGAAGAAAGAAUUCCUCUGGGAGCCAUUACCCGUGGUGCAGGCCAGGGUAAAGAGACUGGAGGAUGAAAAGAGUUACAGACAGGUGGUGCGCUACCUCAACGCUGUGAGAUGCCCCGACACAGGAGGGCUGACAAGCUUAAGGCAGAAAAUCUGCUUCUAUAUGUGCAAAUACGGAGAUUUUGCAAGUGCCGCCUACGCUCUCAUCCACCUGAAGAGCCUGCCGCGCAGCUUAGCCCUGUCCCUCACGCCGGCACAGUUUGAGUUGUACCUCCUAAUGCUCCGGACCAGCAGCUACCCACCCGGGAACGACCUUGUGGCGGGGGAAAUGUGGAUUCCAUUUGAAGGGCCGCCAAUGAGAAAGGGAAUUUUAGUCCGUUGCGCGAUCAAGAUUCUUUUCCUGAACGUCGGCCUCUCUCAGCAGGUGAAGUGCUGGGCUGCUCUAAUCCGAACCUGGUGCACUAGCGACAUGGUGACCCCAGAAGGGGCGCUCGAUCCCAUGCACUUAGAUGAGCCAGACCUACAUUUCCAAGGCAUGGUGAUGAACAUGUCUUGUGCUAUCCUGGAUGAGCUGCGUAGGCAACCCCACGCUUACCUCCCUGAUCCAUUCCCAAAGUCUCCUUUUAGCUGUGAGCUGAUCCUUGUGGUCCAGGCUGUCAUUCAAUUCAUGAUGAACUCAGUGACCCCGUUAUGGGGCACAUUACAACUCAUCUUAGCCUUUGGGACGAAUAUUUGGGCGUUGGUGCUGCUAUUGGAUGGGAUCUCCCCCAUGCAGUCCCUGUUGGUCGGCUUUGUAUCCAACCUAAACAAAGAGCUGUGUGAUGAGGAGCAGCUUCUCUUGAGAGAGCUGAGAAGGAACGGCGCCCACUACGCAUCCCACUUGGUUUCAGCGUUUUUACUGCACUCGUUUGAUGGGGUUCGCUCCGUUGGCUUUCACAUCCUCGAUAUCAUCAUACUGAAUAUAAACAUGUUCCCAUGGAGCCCUGCUCUUGCUGGGUACUUGAAGGUGAGGGUGCUGGAUAUCCAGAGUCUGAAGGUUCUCGCCGAGAUCCAGGCAUUAAAAAACAAGAUUGCAAGGCUAAGAAGCUGCUGUUAAUGGGGGAGGAGCCGAGGCUGCCCAUAAAGAACACUGCCUUUAAUACAUAUGCACUUUGCGCCGAGAGAAUCUCUGUGCCUCUUUUUGUACUCAAGUGCCUCUGGGCCUGCAAGUGGAGGAAAAGCUUUUAUAUCCGAGUGAUUUUAUAUUUCAGAUAUCCGUGGAAAUUGUCCAACAGGGGGCGCUGGUGCUUGUUUGCGAUCCAGCAAAUAAUGUUAUUAGCGUACUUGCGGGUUUACUUACCCUUUGCAGCGGUGACUGUGUUAUUAUUCCCAUGCAAAGUGCAUAUACUGUAGCAUUACAUUACUGUGGGCUAGGCCAAACUACAGUCUUUACUAAUUAUUGAAUUCAUAGCAACCAAUCAGCAAUUGGCUUUAGUUGGACAGCUGCAGGAGGACUGGUGAAAGCCAUAUACGGAUUGGUUGUUAUGGGCAGAUACUCCAGAAGAAUACUGGUCUCAGCUUUGUGAAUUCCCACCAUAAUAUUCAUACUAUAGCUCCUCUGCUGUAACUGAACGGCACCGCUGAGCAUGCUGGGAGUGUAGUGCAGCAACAACUGGCUGGCCAAAGGAGUCGGUGAAGCUCCAUCUAUAGGGUUAACCUCCAAAUGCCUAAUAGAUAAUGUGCCACUUGUCAUUUCCCAUAAUCCUUCUGCCAUUCUCUUUCCUGAAUAGCUGGCUGGCACUGGCCAAUGGCGGCCUCGGGCCAUGGGGUUCUGUACAGAGAAGCAAUUGGACCCAAUACUGUUUUAUACUUAGUACUACGUGCUGUUUAGGAAUCCAAAUAAAGAUGUUCUGUUUGUGUUUUGUUAUUGUGCAACCCCUGUGUAUUAUUUUUUUAUAUUUAAAAACAAAAGGUUAUAAAAGCAAUUCUGAUUGGUUCAGCCUUUGUGUGUCCAUGAACUGUGUUUGUUUUCAUAAACCUUUAUUAAAGUGCCUAUUUUAUAUCUGUGCCAGUGCAGA